AUGCCUCGUAGACGCGCCGGCUUCCCUCGGAUCCUUCUCGGCGGCGGCGGCAAUGCCGCCUCGCAUACAAACUACACCAUUGAUUUGGAAGAGGGCGAUGCCCAUAUGAGAAGGGAUGAAGUUGUGAUCAUCCACCAGAUCCACAUCCCCGAAGUGGAUUUCCGUAUGCUCGUGCCUCUUUGUGUUGUGACCACGGUUUCACUUUUGGUUACAUAUUUGGUUAUGAAGGUGAUUGGGAAAGUUUUUGGUUUAGUUAUGACUAAAAUCGGGGAGCUUGCUGGGAACUUGAUGUGA
This is a messenger RNA of Glarea lozoyensis ATCC 20868, 294 nucleotides long. RefSeq lists its product as uncharacterized. The coding region runs from base 1 to 294 and encodes 97 amino acids. The transcript has 4 exons. NCBI's taxonomy places the organism in Eukaryota, Fungi, Ascomycota, Leotiomycetes, Helotiales, Helotiaceae. The record is from RefSeq and is a predicted model, not a curated record.